UGGAUGACUUUUCACAGGCUUGCCCUUCCCUGGCCCAGCUUUGCAUCUCAGUCAUUUCUGCAUGAGCGCAUGAAAUGUGCUAACAUUUGCCGUGUGCCUCCCUCGAUACUUGCUUUGCUUCAACCCCUCUGACUGUAUUGCUCCUUGGUCCUUUUGUUGCUGCGGUAAAUAAACAGGGCCGUUUUCCCCUCCCUCUUCAUUCUUUUUCUUAUUGUCGUCUCUCUGUUCAACCGAGACAGGAUGAGCUUGAGAAAUGUCUAACGCUUCAUCGACUCUUCUUGGGCGUCGCUUCUGGUCUUGCGCCUGCGGAUCGGCGCAGACUCUGGGUUUGCGAGGAACGACUAUCACAACGGCAACGACGAGAAAUGCCUGUUUGAAAGCCAAUCAACCUACAGUCAACCCUUCCCUCCCUCGACCGAAUACCUUCAGAAGGUCGAUACACUCCGGGUCACAACACUCGUUCCCUCGGCCGAAUAUCCACAAUGCGCGACGAAGCUAUACAGGCAGUGGACUGCUGCUGGUUGGGUUUACCACAGAACUCGCACCCACGCAAGCAUCAGCAGCUUGUGCAGUUGCUGCGGAAUCCGCUACGAGCACCAGUCUGACGAAGAAGUCGAAUAUCUACCAGCUGGCCCGGCAAGCAUGGCGACGAGGCAUCCAUACCGAUUCGAGGGGCGCAGUGAACCCGGCCGAAAGGAGGCAUCAUAGCUCCAAGAGUGGGAAGCACGAGGAAAAGGGUUCUGCAGCCCAGACGAAGCAGGAUACCCCCAAGGCUGGGGAGCAGGGCAAGCCAGACGCCCCGGAGCAUGAUGCCGAAUCGAUCGCAACCACAAUGUCAAAGUAUUUGCACAUUCCAAAGAUGCCGCACCGGCCCACCCGGGAUGAGCUAUUGGCUGCAGCGAAUGGUUUCCUGGGUCGAAUGAAGGUUCGAUUCAAGUGGGCAUCUAUAAGGAGUAUGAGGCCGUGGAAUAUCGAUGAAUGGGGCGCCUUCGUUUCGUGGUUCCUGUUUGGUCAUCUAGUCUGGAUCCUGGUCGGCACGACCACCUUCUUCUCGCUGAUUAUUCUCAGCAUCAACACCGUCGUCGCGCAAGAAACUCUUGCCAAAUGGGUUGGUGACUCUUUGACCGAAUCUGCCGGCGUCACGGUAGUAUUCGAGUCGGCAAUUGUUCCCAAAUGGGGAGAUGGCGUGAUCAGCUUCAAGAAUGUUUUUGUGUCGCGGCGACCAGGACAGGUCAAGUCUUCGGUUAGCAAGGGCUCUUCAGAGAGCGCUGCGGCUAUGGCUGCGACUGGAAACCAGCCCGAUCAAGACGGCCAAGUUCUGGAAGAGGACGAUGGCAACUAUACACAAUACGACGUGUCAAUCGCAACAGUUAACGUUACACUGUCGUUCUUGAAGUGGUGGAAUGGCAAGGGUUUCCUGAAAGAUGUCGAGGUCAAGGGCGUUCGUGGUGUUGUUGACCGCACAUCUGUGCAAUGGUCAGACGAGGUGGUCGACCCCCUAUCCUACCGCCAUUCCCACGAACCCGGCGAUUUCGAGAUCGACUCUUUCAAGCUCGAGGAUCUACUCGUCACUGUCCAUCAGCCCAAGGGCUUCCGACCUUUUUCUGUCAGCAUCUUCUCAUGCGAAUUGCCACAGCUCAGGAAACAGUGGCUCUUUUACGAUUUCCUAUCGGCAACCCACAUGUCGGGAUCGUUUGAUGGCUCUCUGUUCACGAUCCACCCCCGUCAAGUACAUGGUACCAUUGCCAGCGAGAACGGAGACAUGGCAGAGGAUGUGGGCGAGCCGGCAGCCUGGAAGAAGUUCAGCCGCCUGCGCAUCGACGGUCUUAAAAUCGACCACCUCAACCGUGGCGUUGAGGGCCCAUUCGGCUGGAUCUAUGAGGGCAACGUCGAUAUCGUCGCAGAUGUCAUGUUCCCCGCGGACGUUGACGAUGGUAUCACCAAAGCCAUGUCAGACCUUUACGACCAGCUUGAGGACGUUGUGAUAUCUAACCGCAUGCGUCUGCUCCAGAAGGAUUUGCUCGACAUCAAAAUCGUGGGCUCUUCCGCCUCGGAUCUUUGGAACUCUACACCUACUAAGGGCCACCUUUCCCAAGCUAUACCAGAGCUCACCGAAGAGGCCCCUGAGGAAGCCAAAGACUCCGAAUCUUCCGACCCCUCCAGCUCUUCCGACUCGUCGGAAGAAGACCGGAGAUAUCUAAUCAUGGAUCUCCGAAUCCACAUGAACGAUGUCAAGGCCGCCGUGCCCCUUUUCACAAAAGACAUCUCUUAUAUCAACCAGGCGCUCGUGCGCCCCAUCGUGGCCUACAUCAACGCCAAGAAGACAUACAUCCCCAUCAACUGCCGCAUAGUCAAGCGCCACACCGAUUUCGACGGCAGCUGGUCCAUCUUUGACUGCGGUCUCAUGGACGACAUGUCGGCCGAGACCUACGAGGCUUUUGCACGCGACAUUGAGGAUCAGCAAAGCCGCGUUCGUCGGCUCAAGAAGGUCGGCUUCUGGACUCUGAGUCUUGCCGUCCAUGCUCUGUUUAUGGGUAUGGCAGGCAAUGUCAUCUGAAACUAUCCUCUCAACUCUCCUCUCCCUGCUUCUUUCUCUGUUUCUUGCCCUCUACGUGAGCACGGCUGUCUUUUAAUGAGCGCAUGAUUUUUUGAAGAAGGGAGGCGUUUUUACAAUCUUGUUGUAUAGAUGGCGAAAGGCGGAAACAAUCAACAACCAUCGUGUACAUAUACAAAGGGUAAACAUCUCUGCACAAGGGGAAGAAGAGUGUUGGGGUUCCAUCAAACCACUCAAUCCUUUUUACCCUCCAAACUUUUCUUUCUGGGAGGCGAGGCGUUUCACACAGGGCACAUGAGAGAUAGAUGUGGUAGGGGAAAGAGUAAACAACAAAAUAAUUGAUACCCCUU
Colletotrichum godetiae is the source of this 2904-nucleotide messenger RNA. Its product is annotated as mitochondrial distribution and morphology proteins-domain-containing protein. The record is from RefSeq and is a predicted model, not a curated record. Gene Ontology annotation, biological process: mitochondrion inheritance. Gene Ontology annotation, cellular component: mitochondrial inner membrane. NCBI's taxonomy places the organism in Eukaryota, Fungi, Ascomycota, Sordariomycetes, Glomerellales, Glomerellaceae. The coding region runs from base 254 to 2557 and encodes 767 amino acids. The transcript is spliced from 2 exons.